Messenger RNA from Ornithorhynchus anatinus (platypus), 5842 nucleotides. It is a transcript of the gene B3GALT1, whose product is annotated as beta-1,3-galactosyltransferase 1. Bases 950 to 1930 code for a protein of 326 amino acids. Gene Ontology annotation, molecular function: N-acetyl-beta-D-glucosaminide beta-(1,3)-galactosyltransferase activity. The transcript has 8 exons. The record is from RefSeq and is a predicted model, not a curated record. NCBI's taxonomy places the organism in Eukaryota, Metazoa, Chordata, Mammalia, Monotremata, Ornithorhynchidae. Gene Ontology annotation, cellular component: membrane.
GCCUUGCCUUAGUAACGGUGAUUCAGAAACACUUUAAGGAAGUACUGUUGCCUCUGCCUAGACCACAGAGACAGAGAAUGGGGAGAGAUUCAGAGCUUUUGCCAUGUGCACAAGAGUGAAGAAGCUGUUUUCAGACAAACUCCACAAACUGAUCACCCUAGCAGAGGGAUUGUCUGAAGACAGGGGAGAAGAUUGGGAGAAGAGAAAUUUUCAUUUAAGCAGAGUGCAAUGCUGCAAGUAGAAGUUGAAGAGUUUAUGGCUGGCUAUUAAAUUCAAUUUGUCGAAGUGUCUGGAUUCAGCUGCUGUACCGUCCAGUCAGAAGAAUUACCGUGCAUCAUGCUCUGGAUUCCACACUGAGCUAACCAGCAUGAUUCUCCAGCACUCUCCCUGCUUGCAGUUCUCCAAGGGCCACUUUCCACUUCAGAAGUGUAGAUUCCAUUGACAAUACCUGAUGCGUUGCCCACGACUAGAGAAGAAAGAGCAACGUUACCCACUCGGCAAACCAGCAGGCUGGUUCGACCCCCCAGAAAAUGUCUGAACAGCUCAAAGUGAAUACCGAUGGAUUCCCAUAAGGAGAUCUUGACCGUAUUGUCUUGUACUGUCAAGUCAACUCCGACCCAUAGCGACUCCAUGGGCAUAUCUCGCCCAGAACACCCCACCUCCAUCUGCAGUUGUUCUGGUAGUGUAUUCAUAGAGUUUAGGAGAGGAGAAACAAGGAUUAGCAGGAAAGACUGAAGAACAUGAAAGCCAUCUCUCUGAGGAAGAAAAAUAUAUGGAUCACAGUGGGAGAAAAGCCUCUCCCUGAGACCCAUGACCGUGAGGCCCACAGCCAUUUUGCAGGGUCGAACUUUAAGGUUUGUUAGUAUUAUGCUGCCUCUCUGGGGCAAAGACAUGCGCACGCUCAGAAGACUUCUUGCUCACGAUACCGUCUAGACGUGCCGCAGAGACAAUGGCGUCAAAGGUCUCGUGUCUGUAUGUGUUGACGGUGGUGUGCUGGGCGAGUGCCCUCUGGUAUCUAAGUAUAACUCGUCCCACUUCUUCCUACUCUGGCUCCCGGCCUUUCAGUAGCAUUUCCAUUGCCCGGAAGAACGUUUCCUUCGGGAACAUUAGGACUCGACCCAUAAAUCCCCAUUCAUUUGAGUUUCUCAUCAACGAACCUAACAAGUGUGAGAAGAGCGUCCCCUUCCUUGUCAUCCUCAUCAGCACAACGCACAAGGAGUUCGAUGCCCGGCAAGCCAUCCGAGAGACCUGGGGAGACGAAAACAACUUUAAAGGUAUUCAGAUCGCCACCCUCUUCCUCCUGGGCAAGAAUGCCGACCCCGUCUUGAAUCAGAUGGUAGAGCAGGAGAGUCAGAUCUUCCACGACAUCAUUGUCGAGGACUUCAUCGACUCGUACCAUAACCUCACCCUCAAAACACUGAUGGGCAUGAGGUGGGUGGCCACGUUCUGCGCCAAAGCCAAGUAUGUCAUGAAGACAGACAGUGACAUUUUCGUCAACAUGGACAACCUGAUUUAUAAACUCCUAAAGCCCGCCACCAAGCCGCGGAGAAGGUACUUCACCGGCUAUGUCAUCAAUGGGGGCCCCAUCCGCGACGUGCGCAGCAAAUGGUACAUGCCGAGGGAUCUGUACCCAGACAGCAACUACCCUCCCUUCUGUUCGGGCACGGGCUACAUCUUCUCAGCCGAUGUAGCUGAGCUCAUCUACAAGACCUCCCUCCACACGAGGCUCCUUCACCUCGAAGAUGUCUACGUAGGACUGUGUCUGAGAAAGCUGGGCAUCCACCCUUUCCAAAACAGUGGCUUCAAUCACUGGAAAAUGGCCUACAGCUUGUGUAGGUAUCGGCGAGUCAUAACCGUGCAUCAGAUCACUCCAGAAGAAAUGCACAGAAUCUGGAAUGACAUGUCAAGCAAGAAACAUCUCAGAUGUUAAGAUUUUUACAGCUGUAAAUACCUUUUUUUUAAGAUAAAAAAAAGCAAAAACAUAAAAAACAGGCCUAUGGUGUUGAUGGUCUCCUGGGGUAACUAUGGGAAAUGAACUGUGGUAAGGGAUGAGUUGUUUUCCAGAAACAAUGGAUUUCUUUUUGUUCCUUUCCUUGUCUCUGGUUGCUGGUUUACAAACAUUAGGCUCUAGCCCUUCAGAUUUUUACCCAAGUUAACAGUGCCAGAUUUCAAUCUCAGGGCAUGAGGAAUGCUUAUCUCAAAGAAGCAGCCCCUGAACCUGUACGCCCGAGAGGAGCCAAUAUUUUUCUGCUCCCUGGUUUUGUACCGAACAUCUGAGAGGGCAAUCUGGCUCUGAGAAACUGAGCAUCCCAGAAACGUCUUUAUCUUGUCCCUGCAAAAAGAAAGUGGCCUCUGGGCUAUUAGUCUAUAAAUGUGCCCCUGCAGCGGCAUCUAGGUAUCAGUGUGCAUGCCCUGUGUUCCAGCAGUCUUGAAUUUUUACCUACCCUCACCUGUAAAGGGGGCCAUUUGUGCAGUUCCACCAAUGACGAACUUGGACUUGGCAGUAAGACAGACAUUAGAUGGGUGAGACAGUAACUGGGGAAUCAAGCGUUCCGUAGGUUUUGGAAACAACUUUGCUUAUUCAGCCAAGGCUUGAACACAUGAUCAGCAGGUGGAAUUUAUUUAGGAUGCUAUUUAACAAAAUAAAUAGUAGCUCUCUUCUGUGCUCUUUCAGAGCAAACAGAAAACGGUGCCUCCAAGGAUACUUGCCAAAUGUAAUCUUCCUUUCUCUCUCUCUCUCUGUCUCCACCGUAUACAAAAUCUCUAAGUGUAUUUAGGUUGCCUGGAGAAAGCGGGCACAUACUUCUGAGUUUGCAAAGUAAGCAUGGGUGGUUUGUGGCCAGAGAGAAAUUGAGACCUUGAGACAAAAAAAAAUUUAUGAAAGGAUUACAGAAAAAAUGAUAGCUCUAGAGUAUAGUACAAGAGGUACCAUCUGUACACAUGGAAAAAGCAGUUAAUUGGCAGAAAUAUCUGUGGACCUGCUGAGCUCUGCAAUGACUGCUUUAAUGGUAUUUAUGACAGGGCAAACUGUCGAGGUUAGGACUGAGGUAUUAUAUUGCAGGCACAGGAAUCCAGGGAAUACCACAAGGCUGACUGCACUGUGUCUCCCCCAUGCCUCUGUUUCCUCCACAGUACAAUGGCAAUAAGAAUACCUACCUCACAGACACUGUGAGAUGCCACUGGUAGUUAAGUCCUUUGAGAUCCGAGGCCAAAAGUGCUAUGCGACAAAGGUAAAAUACCGUUAGUACUGUUGUUAGUGUUCUGGCUAAGACGGUGACAUAGCAGUACCAAUUGUAGGCAGGUGAUGAAUUCUGCAAUUCCCCCCAGAAUGUAUCAUUUCCCCGGAUGAUACAGUAUCGGUCACAGACCGUCACUGUGUGACAUACUCCCAGGACCCGGAUACACUUGGCCCUAUCAAGUACUCCUGAAUAGGCUCAAGGCCCUGGGAAAGCUUUAAUUUGAUUUAAUUUGGUGAUGUACUUGGGACUAAAAAUGAAUAAUGAAACAUACCUAUCUUCCCAAAGGGCCAUGUUACAUCAUCAAGGAGUCUGUGCUCAGAGCUGGGAGAUCUGGCUUCUUACGUACGGGAGUACCCGAAGACAAGUUGCUUUAUGUGCAAUUUCUUGAAAAGUUUCACUUAUAUGGAAGCACCUGUGGUGAGCGGAGCACUGUACUAAGCACUUGGGAGAGUCCAAUCGAGUUAGUAAACAAAAUCCCCAAUCUUGAGGAGCUUACAGUCUAAUACUUGUUAACUGCUCUUAGUCAGCUCUAUCCAGGUGAGAAUAGGCCUUUUACAGCAAAUUUACCAGUAAAUCAACGUUCAAUAUAACUCGAUGUCACAUCGGAAAUCUCCACUCCCCUCUGGAGACCCCGGUUUGGUUUCCACUGAUUCUAUGAUUCUGAGACCUGCCCUCCAAAAGCCCACUGGGAAGAUACAGUUUGAAGUACUGCCGCACCCAUCCACUGCACUUCCACUACCACCUGAGGAAGUACAGGAAAGAUGAGAUUGAACUCAUUAUCUCAUUAACUCAUUAUUAAUCAGAUAUUAAUUUUCUGCCCCUCCCUCCCACACUCCAGACUUCUCAUCUGCCAGAGAACUGGUCCCAGUACAAUGAUGCAAGGAUCAAACAACACCAAGGUGUGGGGGAAAGGAGGAAGACAGAGAGGGAGGAAUCACCAUAUAGUCAUGCAGAGGCACAGAUGAUUUUAGGCUGGUCUUCGAUUGCUGGGAAUUUGAGUCAGUCAUUGGACAAAUCUGGAUUUCACUUACCCAACCAAUGGUUAGGAGAGGAUCUUGAAGGAUUUCCUCAGUACAUCGGGAUUGCUCUCUUCCACAGUCAGCUUUAACUUGCCCUCAGUUUUUCAAGGAAUUGCACAUAUUCUGAACAAAAUAUAUAUAACACUCAUAUGUAUAUAUAUAUAUAUAGAUAUGUAUAUUAUAAAUAGUCACCUCAUGAAUAAUUCACUGUCCUAAGAUGGUGCAAAGAACAGUGAGCUUUUCAUUUUGGAAACUGCUAUUUCUGGGUUGUUGGGUUUUUUUUUUUUUACUAAAAGUAAACAUCUCACAUAUCCCCUGUAAAUAUUCACCCAAGAUCACUUGUAGAUAUUUUAAAGGCAUUAUUUCCCUCUAUUCAGCUGUAUAUAUGGGUAGUGUCUGCUUACUCUGUAACAUUUGGUCCUGCAUGGAGCUUGUUCAGGCAAUGAUAUCUGUCCAGUGGUUCACUAGCCUUAAGCAUGUUUGCCCUCAGUUUUUUGAAUGUACGACACUUUUUUUAUGUCAGUGAUAACAAAUAAUCUCUAAUUUUCUACUUUUAUUGGUUUUCUGAUACUGACUUCACUUGCUUGUUCAGCCAUUUUAUGAAUUUGUUGUUUCUCUUUGAUCCGAUACAGUCUUGCAGACUGCAGUCUCCAACUGGACCUACAAUCAGUUUUGUACUAAAAUUUACCUAUUGAUCCUUCCCCUCCCAAACACUAAUUUUGCACGGGAAGAUAUUAAUUAUCUAUCAACAGUCAGUGUUUUUGUUCUGAAUGUUCCCUCUACUACAACAAAUGUCUGUGUUAUCUUUGUUGUGUAUUGGAGGGGUUUGUUUUAAUCCUAUACUGGGGCAAAUGCCAGUUUCAAAAUAACACUGGACACUCAAGUGUCUAUAAUCAAAGUAUGAGGAAAAUCACAUUUGAUUUUGAUUGAAAUGUAGAUGUACAAAGCACAUGUGAUUGAUUUCGUUAAGGAAAGUUCCUCUUUUCUGAGGGAGCGAGGAAGGAAAAGAGAUUCCCACUCUAUCCUUUCCUAUCAAAAGACAUCAGGCAACUGGGAUUCAUUUUCUAUACAGUAUUUCCUACUACUUGAGUGCAGGGGAGGAAUUAAUCCUGUAAUUUCUGUUGUUUAAAGAAAGGCUGUUUUUUAUAAGCUAAGAGUAAUUUAUGAAUGAAGGAAGUAAUUUACUAGAGAAGACUAUGGAUAGUAAUUGAAAUUUAGGUGUAUCAUUAUAUAUGAAUGGCUGUAUUUAUGUAUUUAUUUGUCAAAAUUGUAUAUACUGUUUCAAUAGUAAAUGUCUGUAAAAGUGCACUCUUUGGGUUUCUGUGGGGUUGCCAGUCAAGCUGCUAAUCAGAAUACUAUAUUUUGUAUAACUGUCAUAAAACGGAAAGAAAAAAAAAAGAGCUGAAACUGAAGGCGUCUUGUACAGUCUGUGUUUUCAUUUUGAAAUGUAAACUCAGUGGGGAAUUUUGGUGCUCCCGGGCAGACCCAGCUAAUGGGAAGAAAAUGACUGUUCUAUAAAGGCUGGGGUUUAACCUCCAAGAAAACAAAAUAAACAGAAGGAGCAACUAUCUUUUGCUUUUCCUA